AUGCUUCGUGAUUAUCAGCUGGAAGGCGUAAACUGGUUGUUGCAUGCAUGGACAAAGGGGAAUAGCUGUAUACUUGCGGAUGAAAUGGGAUUGGGAAAAACGAUCCAAUGCAUCGGUUUCUUGUCGGUACUCUAUCACAAGUACGAAUUAUAUGGACCAUUCCUGGUUGUUGUACCACUCAGUACAGUGGCUUCGUGGCAGCAUGAAUUUGAGCUUUGGGCACCGGAUUUGAAUGUUGUUAUUUAUAUUGGUGACGUAACAAGCCGUGAUUUGAUACGGCAAUAUGAAAUGUUUGUACAGAGCACAAAACGCUUAAAAGUGAACGUUGUUCUAACAACGUAUGAGAUUUUAUUAAAGGAUAAGUCGUUUCUUGGUUCGUUCGAAUGGGUUGCAUUGGCUGUCGAUGAAGCACAUCGUCUGAAAAAUCAUGAGUCGUUGCUUUAUCGUUCACUAUUCGAAUUUACAACCAGUCAUCGAUUGCUCAUAACGGGGACACCACUGCAGAAUUCACUGAAAGAACUGUGGGCUUUGCUCAGUUUCAUUAUGCCUGAAAAGUUCGAUAAUUGGUUGGAAUUCGAAGCGGAACAUCGUGAUUCCGACCACAAAGCAAUUGCUUCAUUGCACCGGAAACUUCAGCCGUUUUUGUUGAGACGCGUGAAAAAAGACGUUGAGCAAAUUCUCCGCGUCGAUAUGACAGCUCAGCAGAAGCAGUUUUAUAAAUGGAUACUAACCAAGAAUUACAAGGAGCUCUCGAAGGGUGUCAAAGGCUCAAUCAAU
Messenger RNA from Gongylonema pulchrum, 777 nucleotides. Lineage: Eukaryota; Metazoa; Nematoda; Chromadorea; Rhabditida; Gongylonematidae. The record is from the annotation of a GenBank genome assembly.